This is a messenger RNA of Chanos chanos (milkfish), 579 nucleotides long. It is a transcript of the gene rcvrn2, whose product is annotated as recoverin 2. The record is from RefSeq and is a predicted model, not a curated record. Bases 1 to 579 code for a protein of 192 amino acids. Gene Ontology annotation, molecular function: calcium ion binding. NCBI's taxonomy places the organism in Eukaryota, Metazoa, Chordata, Actinopteri, Gonorynchiformes, Chanidae. The transcript is spliced from 3 exons.
AUGGGGAACGCAAAGAGCGGUGCUAUGUCCAAGGAGAUUCUGGAGGAUCUGAAGAUGAACACGAAGUACUCGGAAAAUGAGCUGUCGCAAUGGUACGAGAACUUCCAGAAGCAGUGCCCCAGCGGACGCAUCACUCCGGAGGAGUUCGAGAAGAUCUACGAGCGCUUCUUCCCGGACAGCGAUGCCUCAACCUACGCCAAGCACGUCUUCCGUUCCUUCGACGCAAACGAUGACGGCACCUUGGACUUCAAGGAGUACAUCAUCGCCUUGCACCUGACCUCCACCGGGAAGACGGAAAGGAAACUGGAGUGGGCGUUCUCGCUGUUUGACGUCGACAAGAACGGUUACAUUACUAAAUCAGAGGUGGCGGAGAUCUGUCAAGCCAUUUUUAAGUUGAUUCCUAAGGAGGAGCAGGAGAAGCUUCCGGCAGACGAGAACACCCCGGAGAAAAGGGCCGAUAAACUGUGGUCCCAUUUCAAUAAGAAAGACAACGAACGGCUGGCGGAGGGCGAGUUUGUCAAGGGAAUAUUGGAUAACGACAGUGCAUUGCACCUCAUCCAGUACGAACCCCAGAAAUAG